UUUUAUAGGGAGUUCAAAAGUGACUUCGUAGAGCUGCUCCGAAGACGUUUUGGGACUAAGCGAGUUCACAAUAACAUUGUGUAUAAUGAGUACAUCAGUCAUCGGGAGCACGUUCACAUGAACUCUACUCAGUGGGAGACUCUCACCGACUUCACCAAAUGGCUUGGGAGAGAAGGUUAUUGCAAAGUGGAUGAGACGCCUAAGGGCUGGUACGUCCAGUACAUUGAUCGUGAUCCGGAGACGAUCCGCAGACAGGAAGAGCUAGAGAGGAAGAAGAAACAGGAUAUGGAUGAUGAAGAGCGCAGCGCCAAAUUCAUCGAAGAACAAGUUCGCCGCGGCCAAGAGGGCAAGGAGCCAGAGGAAGAACCAGUGUUCACCGAACUGAAGCGAAUGAAUGAAGAUGAGAAAGUAGCUUUUAAUUUGGACAUUGCUUUAGCAGGACCGUCUAAAACAAGCACCACUUUGGGUCCUAGUGCCCUUAAAGCUGCAGCCUCUGCGAAAAGGAAAGAGUCUUCCCACAUCAGAGACUCGAAGGACAAGAAAAAGAAAUCGGCUCUGGAUGAGAUAAUAGAGAUGGAGGAACAGAAGAAGAAAUCUGUAAGAUCGGAUAACUGGAUACAAGCAAACAUCGUAGUGAAAGUGAUAACUAAGAAACUGGGAGAGAAGUAUUACAAGAAGAAAGCAGUCAUUCGGGAAGUGCAGGAUAAAUACACGGCUGUGGUGAAGAUAAUCGACUCUGGAGACAAACUCAAACUGGACCAGAGUCAUUUGGAGACGGUCAUUCCAGCUCCUGGUAAGCGCGUUUUGAUUGUGAACGGUCAAUAUAAAAACACAGAGGCUAUCCUGGAAGGCAUAAAUGAGCACAAAUUCUCUGCUACACUCACGUUAGACUCGGGUCGGAUGAAAGGAAAGACAGUGGAGGGGAUUGCAUAUGAGGACUUCUCCAAAUUGGCCUGAUGUUCUUUCCUCUUCUCUACGGCGCCUCUGCUGUGUCAGAGUGCAUAAUAAAGACUCUUAAAUGACCUGAUUUACAUAUUGGAACAAAAUGACCAAUGGUUUUUAUUGUGUUUUUUUUCCCCCAUUGUCAUUGAAAACGGUUGCAUAUGAUUAAAAUAUUUAAUUAAUCAAAUUUUCGAUUAAAUGUCUCACUGCAGACGCUCAAGUCAGAAGUCUUACAAUACAUUAGUUUUUGAUUGGCUUUAAUUAUUAAGUAAUUUCAGUUCAGUUGGUUGAUGUGCAUCACUGUUUUCCUAUGUUUUGUAUAUAUUUUCUUGUAGAAUAAAAAAACUUUUUUUUAAAUGGCAAAAUGGCAUGUUUUGGUUUUCUUUGCUUCUUAUUGCUUGUAUAAAAUAACAGAUUUCUACCAAUCUCUUAGCAAGUGUCCUAAGC
Molecule: messenger RNA, 1389 nt
Organism: Sinocyclocheilus grahami
Lineage: Eukaryota; Metazoa; Chordata; Actinopteri; Cypriniformes; Cyprinidae
Gene: kin
Product: Kin17 DNA and RNA binding protein
Exons: 9
Biological process (GO): DNA damage response; DNA replication
Cellular component (GO): nucleus
Molecular function (GO): double-stranded DNA binding
Source: RefSeq, a predicted model, not a curated record